UUUCAUCAUCCCUCCCAGGCCGACACAAUCCCUAUCCAUUAUCGACACUUGCUUGUCUUAGGUACGACUUCUGGAAGAUUGACUGAAUCCGUAUUUUGGUCCCAGAGACACUUCAAUUGUUACUUCAGCUCCCCCUAGCCUUCUUUCACUCGUUCCCGGGAAGGCGACUUUACUUUCUUCUGCGACGCGGUGGAUCAUGUAAACAUGGACCAUCAACAGAGAGCAGAAGCGAUUCAUAUGUUAGACCUCAAAUACCGAGGCACAAUGCACCAGACAGACCUUAUAGUCAAGGACGAGGAGGCCCGCCGCCUCAAGCUACGCGUCAUUGUCCUCCGGGACGAGGUUGCUGUCCUCCGCGACCAGCUGGCAGAGAAGGACGACCGUAUCAGCAACCUGUCGCAGCAGUAUGAGGAUAUACGUGCCCAACUGGCCCACAUGAACGACACAUGCAAGAACCAAGCGGACCAACUGCGCUUACAGGCACGGCAACAAUCAGAUCUCAAGGCCGAGCUGCAAGCAUUGAACAACAUGCCCGACGACUCUUCCAAGACCCUCGCAGAGAAGCUGGCCCUCUCUCGAGAACUGGCUGUCCUAAAGCCCGAGAUCGACCACCUGCGGUCGCAGGUCGCCCACCAGAAAGACGUGCUUGCUGAGAAGCUUGCCCUCGAGCGGCAACUCAGUUCUCUGGAGACGGAGCUUGCCAAAGAGAGGCUCGCAGCGGAGAAGGUGCUGCAGCGCCAGGAGAGCGAGGACAAGGAAGCCAACGAAGAACUCCAGCAACGUGUCACAGACCUCGAAAAGCAGCUCGCCGCCGAGAAGAAGGCAUCACAGAAGGCCAAGAAGUCCCAGGACAAGGGACAGGCAGACGCCGAAGAAGCACUGCGGCAAAAAGUUGCGGACCUGGAGAGUAGGCUUGCGGCUGAGCAAAAGGCUUCAGAGACUGCGAAGAAGACCCACCAAAAGGUGCAGAGUGAUGCGGAAGCGGAGCUGCGGCAGCAAGUUGCGGAUCUUGAGAAGAAGCUGGCCGACGAGAAGCGCACUGCUCAGAAGGCAAAGCGCUCAAAGGACAGCGACGGGAAGGAACUCCAAUCGGAACUGCAACAGAAGGUACAGGAGCUCGAGGAGAAGCUCACCUCGGAUGCGCGCGAGGCCGAGCGGGCCCGAAGAGCCAGCGACAAGGAGGUUGCCACUGCCAACGAUCAGGUGGAAAUGCUCACACAGCGCGUGGAGGAGUUCAAGAACAAGUUGAAGGAGGUCCGCGCCGAGCUCAAACAAGUUCGCGCCGAGCUCACCCAGGCCCAGACUGCAUCUACUCGGACCACAACAACCACCGUACCACUCAAAGACAAUGAGACCAAGAGACCGCUCAGCAAAGCGAAGCCGGGGAAGAAGCGCGGAGCCAACGAAAUCAGUGUUGAUGAGAUGAUGAUGGACACACCCGGGCACGUUGAGGGAAGGGGCAAGCGACCUCUUAAGAAGAGGGGCGUCGACUUCACAACGGUCGGCGAGAAAUCCACUUUCUCCAUUACGCCUUUCUUGGAGAAGUCGAACACCAUCAACUUGGCCGAGACCAUUGAGGAGGAGGACGAAGAGCCAUCCGUGCUUUACGGGAAGGGUGAUCCCGCAGCACCGAUCAUCGAGCCGGAGGCGGAGGUGGCCGAGGACAUUCCUAUAGCCAGUGCGGAGAAACCAGCCAAGUCGGUGUCUAAGGCUCUCAAAGCAACGAAGCCCAAGGCGACGGAUGCAACUCAGAAGAAGCCUCGUGGCAGACCAAAGGCGCAGGCUUUGAAAGAGUCGUCUCCCAACACGAAUGCGCCCUCAGCCGCCAGUCGCACGUCGCCGCGCAGUAAAUCAGCGUCUUUGGAGAAGGUGGUCGAGGAGCCCGAAGAAAAGCCAAGCACGGAGAACCCAACUGCUCCAAUCCCCAAGGACAAGUCUGCACCCAGCACUUUCGAGCCAGGGAAUGUCAGCUCAGAAAACCCCGAGCCCAAGAAGAAGAAGCGCAAGCUGCUUGGUGCUUCCAACAAGGGCACCAUAUUCGACAAGGACGAAGACGCGGGCGAGGCAGAGGCCGCAGCUGCGCCGAAGACGAGUUCAGCAGCAGGCGGCGGCAAGAGGAAGCCCGUUGGGCUGAAGAACUCGAAGGGGCCCGUUUCUACUCUUGCUAAGAAUGCGUUCGGCGGCAAGGCCUUUUCGCCCCUGAAGCGGGACCGAAGAGGCGUGAAUGCCAGCUUUUUGGCUUAAGAAGUAUGUUCGAUCGUUUGGAAUGGAGUGAGAGAGGGUAUGCAUUAUUCUGUCUAACGGCCGCUGUACGGACUGGACUCUCUUUUGUUGCAUUGUGCUGGAGUUGUAUUGGUGCUUCUAUACGCCCAAUGGACUGGCGUUUUGGAACGGUAACGGCUGGAAAGGUCUUGGGUCUCAGGCGUGGUGACUUUUUGACUGAGCUUUGCUUUACAAUGUCUUAUUUGACUCAAUGAAAAGAUGGUCAACCUGAUCUGAAGCUCAAGCUUGUGAAGAGGAAAGUUGGUUCCAGUGCUGAUUCUGGUCGCGGCCACAGUCAUACCCACACUUGCAAUGCACUGUAAUCGGCGUUAUGAUUUAG
Molecule: messenger RNA, 2602 nt
Organism: Diaporthe batatas
Lineage: Eukaryota; Fungi; Ascomycota; Sordariomycetes; Diaporthales; Diaporthaceae
Exons: 3
Coding region: 205-2244 (679 amino acids)
Biological process (GO): peptidyl-threonine phosphorylation; actomyosin structure organization
Cellular component (GO): cytoskeleton; cytoplasm
Molecular function (GO): protein serine/threonine kinase activity
Source: RefSeq, a predicted model, not a curated record